Messenger RNA from Gadus chalcogrammus (walleye pollock), 9044 nucleotides. It is a transcript of the gene ralgapa1, whose product is annotated as Ral GTPase activating protein catalytic subunit alpha 1. The record is from RefSeq and is a predicted model, not a curated record. Bases 710 to 9025 code for a protein of 2771 amino acids. The transcript is spliced from 46 exons. Gene Ontology annotation, biological process: regulation of small GTPase mediated signal transduction; positive regulation of GTPase activity. Gene Ontology annotation, cellular component: nucleus; cytoplasm. Gene Ontology annotation, molecular function: GTPase activator activity. NCBI's taxonomy places the organism in Eukaryota, Metazoa, Chordata, Actinopteri, Gadiformes, Gadidae.
AUCUCCACAGCGCUUGGAUAUGUUACUGGUAGUUGUAGUUUUUGGAGCAGCGAGUCUAGACGUUGUGAAUCGGUUCUAACACAAAAUAAACUACUCUACCCAGACACCCACAAUACCGCUAGAACUGGAGCAGAAAACCGAGCGAUCGAUCAAAAUGCAUGAAGCCCAUGUAAGAUGAAAAUGCUAUUUUAAACCUCUAUGUUGUAUGACGACUUUAGACUAUGCUUAACACGCUUCAGUCCACACAAUCAUAAAAUUGUGCAUUAUUUGUAUGAUUAUUAUUUAUUAUUAUUAAGUGACGUUUGUUUUUUCUGUCAUCCAUUGAUUUGUUUUCUCUCCUCCGCCAUGAUGUUACAUGGUAUGGGCUGGACAGCUAACUAGCUCCUUUAGCCUGCUGGGUGCUUGUGUUUGGGAAGGGAGGUGGUGCAAUGGGGAGAUGCUUUGCGCCGCUAAGCUUUACAUAGCAUUUGCCUCCAACAGAAUGCACCUUCACCAACGAGCUGUAUCCUCUGUUGAACCGCUCGUUGUCCUCGAGGGCUGCUGAUUGACAGCACAACGAUAUUUUAACGGUGGCCGAAGGACAGUGCUUCGUAACAAUUUAAAGAUUAACGCUCGCUGAAGUAAGCUGCCAGGCUAGUUCGGAGCUAGCCCCUCCUUGCUCUCUCUCUCUGUACAGUACCAUCAGAUUUCUCAGUCUCCUGCUGUAGGAAUGUUCUCUAAAAAGCCUCAUGGAGACGUCAAGAAAUCAACACAGAAAGUGUUGGACCCUAAAAAGGAUGUACUGACGAGACUCAAACAUCUGAGGAUAGUCAUCGAGAACGCAGAGUCAUCGGAGCUGAAGCAGUUCUUUGAUCAGAACUACUCGCACAUCUACUAUGUCUUCUUUGAGAACUUUGUCACCAUCGAGGUCGGCCUCAGACAAAAAGGACACAAGUCUCAGAGGGAGGAGCUGGAUUCCAUCCUCUUCAUCUUUGAGAAAAUCCUCCAGCUCCUACCGGAGAGAAUUCAGAGCAGAUGGCAGUUCCACAGCAUUGGGCUCAUCCUCAAGAAGCUGCUGCACACAGGAAACUCCCUCAAGAUCCGUCGCGAGGGCGUGCGCCUGUUCCUGCUGUGGAUGCAGGCGCUGCAGAGCCACGCCGAGCGGGAGCAGCUCUGCAUGUUCGCCUGCCUGAUCCCGGGGUUCCCCGCGCCGCUGUGCCACGGCACCCCCCGCACGCUGGACACUCUGAUCAACCCGCCGCUCAACCUCACAGAGACUCAGGUGACUCCAGAGGAGAUCACCCCAUUGGUCCCUCCUCAGUCAGGGGACAAGAACCAGGAAGACCUCACUGCCUAUUUCCUGGAAGCAUUGCUCAAAUACAUGGUAAACCAGGCCAAGUCUCUGGAAUGGCGCUGCAAAGAGAACCACGAGCGUGGCUUCAACUUCCUCUUUGACCACUUCAGGAAGUUCUACCUGCCCCACAUCUUUCCCAACUUCUCCAUGGAAACCAGCCUCUACCAACCCAUAUUGGACGUGCCCCCCAUGCGGCCCAAGCCCUACUACAGCAUGGUGCGCAGGGAGCCCGAUACCGGCAGCGAGCCCCUCUACUGCACCAAGGAGAGCUUCCUGCAGGCACGGGUCAUCUUCAUCCGCUGGCUGGUGUCCUUCUGGCUGGAGCCGCGCACCAACGCCCAGACCAUCAUCCCCGGCACCGAGGGCGAGAUCAUCCCCAAGAACAUCCAGAGAGCGGCCGCGGGCCUCGCCGCUCGCGCCGCCGGCCUCUCGGACGACGGCCUGGGCGGGCUGCGGUCCGACAACCACCUCGACGGCACUGGCUCCGCGGGCUCCGGCGGGCUGGGAGGGGGCGGCGGCGGCGGCAUCGGCGGCGCGCUGGGCGGCAAUUGCGGCGGUCUGGGCGGCGGCGGCGGGCUCUCGGGGGGCUUCGGGCGGGAGGGCGAGCAGAGCCACUCCAACACGUCCACGCUGACGGAGCGCGAGCCCAGCUCGUCCUCGCUGUGCUCCAUGGACGAGGAGCAGCUGACGGACAUGGAGGUGGUGCGCCGGGUGCUCACCAGCAACAGGACCAACGUCAACUUCAUCACCGAGAUCUUCAGACAGGCCUUUCUCCUGCCCAUGUGCGAGGCGGCCGCCAUGCGUAAGGUGGUGCGCGUGUACCAGGAGUGGAUCGCCAUGGAGGACAAGCCGGUGUUCAUGAAGGAGCCGGACCACGGCCCCUACCCCGCCACCAACAGCCUGGACCGGGAGCACGACGACCAGUCUAACAAACUCAUUGACAAUGAGAUGCUCGAGUACAGUAUCCAUGCUGGGGUCCAAACCACACUUCAGGUGUUCAUCACCCACUCCGCCAACGUGUUCCUGCUUGAGCCGGCCAACGACCUCAAGACCCUGCUGGAGGAGCAGGUGGACAUGUGCAAGCGUGUGCUCAACAUCUACCGCAGCCUCGUCAUGCACCAGAGCAUGGACCAGAAGACCUGGGAGCAGAUCUUGCUGGUGCUGCUCAGGGUGACUGAGUCGGUGAUGAAGAGGCCUCCCUCCAUCAUGCCUCAGGGGAAGAAGAGCAACACGCUGUCGGGACGGCUCGCUGCAGCCUUGUUUCAGACCCUGAUCGUGGCCUGGAUCAAGGGGAACCUCAACGUCUUCAUCAGCCGGGACCUGUGGAACGACCUGCUCUCGGUGCUCUCCUCCCUCACCUGCUGGGAGGAGCUGGUCACCGAGUGGUCCCUCACCAUGGAAACCCUCACCAAGGUGCUCGCCAGGAACCUGUACACGGUGGACCUGAAUGAGCUUCCUCUGGACAAACUAAGUGAACAGAAGCAGAAGAAGCACAAAGGAAAAGGCAUGGGUCUGGAGGGCCAGCGGCAGUGCGUGGACCGCUCCUUCUCCAAAGGCUGGAGCCGCGACCAGCCGGGCCAGGCGGCCGCCAUGAGGCAGCGCAGUGCCACCACCGCCGGCUCCCCCGGCCUGGAGAAGGCCAGGAACAUCGUCCGGCAGAAGACCGUCGCCCUGCGUAGCUGCUCCACGGGGGAUUCUCUGCUCUCCUCAGCCUUUAUCCGCAGUGCUAAGAGUGCUCCUGCUCUGGCCCCGCCUCUUCCUGUCCUCCACAACCACCAACACUUUCCCUUACUACCCCCUCUAGCUGACCAGCUGGCAGACCUCGAGGACCCGCCCAUCACCCUGGCACCCCGCCCCUCCCGCAUGCGCCACUCCUCGCAGAGCGAGGAGGCGCCCAGCGCUUCCUGCUCCGAGGUCUUCCAGGGCGGGUCAUGUGACCUGGAGUCGGCCCCGCCCCCGGUGCUGGCGCGGAGCAGCAGCGCCUCCGACGUGGUCAUGGAGCCCUUCGUCACGGAGCGGGCCAAAGGUGACGAGCCCCCCGACGACCCCCGCACCACCCCUGUUUCUUCCCACCACCUCACCCCCACUUUCUCACAGCUCACAGCCAGUAGCCUCGCCACGCCACCACCCCCGCCGCACUCCCCCGCCUCCGACCCCCUGGCCUCCCACCACGCCGUCCUCUCGUCCUCCUUGGACGAGCUGGGCGACGGCGCACUGUACGCCCAGCUCUGGCCCGGCCCGGCCCCUCGAGGGCGGGCCCCCCGCUCCGACUGGGCCAGCGUCUCGGACUCCGCCCUCGUCUUCUCCCCCGAGAGAGAGAUGGACGAGGAGGACGGGGGAGCGGGAGAAGAGGAGGACGACCUGUUCUCCUCCAUCAGGGAUUACCUCACCCAGAGGGGGGCCGAGUGGCGGGAGGAGGCCACGGCCGCGGGGGGGAAAGGGAAGGAGGGCGCCGGGGGCGACGCGGACGCCGCGCCCCAGCCCGUGCUGGUGCAGACGGGCAUAGCUAGGACCCAGGUAGGGCCGCUAGGGCAGGUCCGGGAGGCCCGGCAGGUGGCCCGGGAGGACGCCCGACAGGUAAGUAAAGCGGGGAGGCACGGCAGCGAGGACUCUGGGGAGGAGACGGAGGCGGAGCAGCGCAGCAUCUACGAGUGCCUGGAGCUGCAGUGCCCGUGGCCGUCGCCCGGCAGCGGCAGCUCCAGUCUAGAGAGGCAGGGCGGCCGCCGGGAGAGGAGGGACGGGGACGGAGACGGGGACGAGAGGGGAGGGGAUCAGGGAAGGGACCGUAAGGAAGUCGUGGUGUCGUCGCCGUUGUCCGAGAGACGCCCCCAGCUGACGAGGCAGGAGCCCCUGGAGACGGAGAUCGUCGGCGGCCCCGCCGCGAGCCCCCCCUCUCAGACCCCCAGCCCGGAGACGUCCCGGGGUAAGCUUGCCCGCGGGCGCCCCAAGAAGCGGCAGGCGAGCGGGGUCCACGUGAGCUUCCGGCCCUCCACCGAGUCGGUGCAGUUCCACAACCCCCUGGAGAGCAAGGAGGCCCACUGGAGGGCCCGGCUGCGGCGCCUCAGCCACUUCCACACGCACAGCCACUCCGCCGGGGAGCGGCCCGGCACCCCGCCCGGGGCCAAGGCGGGUCCGGGCGGUGUGGGAGGGUUACCCGGGGUGGGCCUCAAGGCGGGGCUCCAGGAGAAGGCCGGCCCCGGGGAGCCCUCGGCGGCCGGCCCCGGUGCCCCAGGGGACCGCUCGGGGGCCGGGGGCCAGGACUGCAGCGACAAGGACGAGGAGCGCCCGGCGGGGGGCGCGGCCCACCCGGAGAAGGCGGCCGGGGCCGGCUCCUCCGGGGUGAGGGGCCGCCUGGGCCGCUCCGGCCUGCGGCCCCGCGGGUCCCGCUCUCGCUCCCAGGAGCCCGGCGGCGGCGGCGGCGGCCCCCGGCACCACCACCAGGUGGCCCUGCUGGGCGGGGUCUAUAAGACGGUGGUGCACGCGCUGUCCUCCAAGCCGCGGCCCCGGGGCCAGGGCUCGUCCCAGGGCUCGUCCCCGCAGCGGCAGGUCCGCGGGGCCUCUGGCGACGCGCCCCUCAGGGACCUCUACUCCCACGUCCUGGGCUACUUUGGACGCAAGACCGCGACGCCAGCAGCCAAUAAGGAGGAGGUGGUCCAGAAAGCACGCCCGGUCUCCAGCGACGUUGGCGGCGCGAACCCCAACUUCUCGGACCUGAUGGACGAGUUCAUCCAGGAGAGGCUGAAGGGUCGCCGUGGCAGCAGCCCAGGCAGUCUGGAGAUCCCCAAGGACCUGCCGGAGCUCCUGGACGGCGGCCAGGGUCCCGGGUCGCGGGCCUCAGACGACCCGCGGCCCAUCGACGACCCCGGGGUUCCCUCAGAGUGGACCUCCCCCGCCAGCGCCAGCGGCUCUGAUGUCGUCAGCUCCGACAGCCAAUCGGAUUCCUUUAAUGCCUUUCAGUACACCAGCUGCAAGUUUGACACCUUCACCUUCAGCUCAGACCUGGGCACCGGAGCAGGAGGGGGAUCGGGGUCUGACGGAGGAGGCGGGCGGGGAAGCUCCCUAGACCAGGACAGCCUUGGAGGGGGCAUGGCCUGUGAGGAACAGGAAGUGGCCAGUCUGACGACGCUCCACCUCGACUCGGAGACCAGCAGCCUCAGUCACACCGUCACCGUCACUGGGUCAGAGAGUGCCGAGUCUCCCGUGCGUUCUCUGGGGGGCUCUCGGUCCCAGACCCCCUCCCCCGCAACGCUGACGGCGGAGCACGCAGAGCGCACGCACUCCCACUCGCACACACACCUGCAACUGGACCAGAAGCUGCACCACGCUGCCCUGCAGACCCCUGACCACGAAACAAGUGAGGACUGUAGCGUGAUGGCUGGGGGCUCUUUGAUCGGUUGGCAUGCCGACGUCGCCACGGUAAUGUGGCGGAGGAUGCUGGGUAUCCUCGGAGACGUCAACACCAUCAAGGACCCAGAGAUCCACGCCCAGGUGUUUGACUAUCUGUGUGAGCUAUGGCAGAACCUGUCCAAGAUCCGGGAUAAUUUGGGCAUUUCUCUGGACAACCAAUCAUCUCCUCCGCCUCCUGGUCUGAUCCCGCCCCUCAGAAUCCUAACACCAUGGCUGUUCAAGGCGACCAUGCUGACGGAGCGCUACAAGCAGGGGAAGCUCCACGCCUACAAGCUGAUCUGCAGGAUCAUGAAGAGGCGCCAGGACGUGUCCCCCAACACAGACUUCCUCACGCACUUCUACAACAUCAUGCACCACGGCCUCCUGCACCAGGACCAGGACAUAGUGAACACCAUCAUCAAGCACUGCAGCCCCCGAUUCUUCAGCAUUGGCCUUCCCGGAGCCACCAUGCUCAUCCUGGACUUCAUCAUCGCCGCUGCUCGCGUCACCGCCUGCUCCUCGCUCAACGCUCCCAGGGUGGAGGCGCAGGUGCUGCUGGGCUCCCUGGUGUGUCUGCCCAACCUGUACGAGGAGCUGCCCGCCCUGCACCCCACCACGGCCGACCUGGUGCUCACCAAGUUCACCGACGUCAAGGAACACAUUAUCAAACACAUCUUGACCUCCGCCAAAGAUGAACCCUCCGCUCCUGCAAGGUGUGUGGCCCUGUGCAGUCUGGGGAUCUGGCUGUGCGAGGAGCUGGUCCGAGGCACCCAGCACCCCCAGAUCAAGGAGGCACUCAACGUGCUGUGUGUCACUCUGAAGUACCCCAACAAGAGCGUAGCAUUGGUCGCAUCUGAUGUCCUUCACCUGCUGAUCAACUAUGCUGAUCACCUGCAGAAAUUCCCACCGGACACCCCCAAGAAGAUUGUUGAGAUUUUGAUUGCCACAAUCACAUGCCUGCUGCCUUCUACGGAGUCCUCCCCUCAUGAACUGGACAAGAGGCUGGUAGUGUCCUUGCUGCUGUGUCUGUUGGACUGGGUCAUGGCCCUGCCCCCCAAGACCCUGCUGCGGCCCGUUCAAACACGCAGCCCCUCAGACAAGGACCAGCCCACCAAGACCCUGCUGAGCUGCAUUUACAAGGUGCUGCACGGCUGUGUGUACGGCGCCCAGUCGUUCAGCAGCGCCAAGUACUUCCCCCUGCAGCUGUCGGACCUGUCCAGCUCCGAGUACGACCCCUUCCUGCCCCUGGAGAGCCUGCGGGAGCCCGAGCCGCUCCACAGCCCCGACUCGGAGCGCUCUAGCAAGCUGCAGCCCGUCACCGAAGUCCGCAGUCGCCUCCAGCACGGCCUGGUUUCCAUAGCGGCGAGGACGGUCAUCACACACCUGGUCAACCAUCUGGGGCAUUACCCCAUGUCUGGGGGUCCUGCUACGCUCACCAGCCAGGUGUGUGAGAACCACGACAACCCGUACUGCGAGAGCCCCGACCUGGGUCCAGAACUCUUCCACUCCCCCAACCUCCAGUUCCUGGUGCUCAACGGCUCCACGCUGCUCUCUGUGCUGCAGAUCCGGUCCGAGUCGGGGGUCCCUGGAGGGGGGAUGACCGCCGGGCUGUCCUCGGUGCCCGCCUGCGUGCGCGUGGUGGUCCGGGACGUGGCCGGCAAACACUCGUGGGACUCGGCCGUCCUGUACGGGCCGCCGCUCUGUCCCGGCGGGCAGGCCACCCCGCCGCCAACACGCCCACACCCUCAGGCCCCGCCGCAGGGCCUGCAGCUGCACACCCCGCCCGGACCCCCGGCCCGGAGGCUGGGCGACAAGAGAGAGGUGCAGGAGGAGGUGAGGGAGGAGGAGGAGGAGGAGGAAGAACCAGAGGAGGAGCAGGACUGCAGCCCUGUGGAGAAGGAGAAGGAGCAGGGGGUGGACAGUGAGAAAGGGGAGGACGACGAGGAGAAGGACGAGGACGAUCAGAAAGAGGGCGAGGACGCGGUCAUGGAGCGGGGGGACACCGGCUCUGAGCAGCUGCCCGCCCCGCCAUUGGCCAAGCGCGUGUGUCGGGAGGCGGUGCCUGGCUGGGAUUCGCUGAGGGAGGGAGACGACACGCUGGAUGAGAUGCUACAGUACCUGGGCUACUCCAGUCCCGAGUGUCUGCAGAGAGCAGGCAUGCCUCUCAAUAUCCCCGCCCCUCAACCAGCGUGCGUCUCGGAGAAGCAGGAGAAUGACGUCAUCAACGCCAUCCUGAAGCAGAGUGCUGCAGAGCACGAAUUCAUCCUGCUCCGAGGGGAGGGGCUGAACAUGCGGGCGUCCCAGCAGCCCGAGCCCGACACCGAGACCCCGCAGUCGGCCUUCUACUACUGCAGACUGCUGAUCAACAUCCUGGGCCUCAACUCAUGGGAGAAGAGGACCAACUUCCACCUGUUGAGGAAGAACGAGAAGCUACUGCGAGAACUGAAGAACCUGGACUCCCGUCAGUGCCGCGAGACGCACAAGAUCGCGGUGUUCUACGUGGCCGAGGGCCAGGAGGACAAGCACUCUAUCCUGACCAACACAUCGGGGAGCCAGGCCUACGAGGAGUUUGUCUCUGGGCUGGGCUGGGAGGUGGACCUGACCAGUCACUGCGGCUUCAUGGGCGGCCUGCAGAGGAACCACAGCACAGGCAUGACCACGCCCUACUUCGCCACCUCCACCACCGAGGUGGUCUUCCACGUGUCCACGCGCAUGCCCCCGGACCAGGACCACAACCUCACCAAGAAGCUGAGGCACCUGGGAAACGACGAGGUGCACAUCGUGUGGUCGGAGCACUCGCGUGACUACCGCCGCGGCAUCAUCCCCACCGAGUUCGGGGAUGUGCUCAUCGUCAUCUACCCCGUCAAGAACCACAUGUACUCCGUCCACAUCCUCAAGAAACCCGAGGUGCCGUUCUUCGGGCCCUUGUUUGACGGCGCCAUAGUGGACAUGAAGAUCCUGCCCACGAUGGUCAGGGCCACCGCCAUCAACGCCAGCCGGGCCCUCAAGUCUCUGAUCCCACUCUACCAGAACUUCUACGAGGAGCGUUCCCGCUACUUGGAGACCAUCGUCCUGCACCACCAGGAGCCCACCACCUUCGAGGACUACGCGGCCCGCGUCUACAGCCCCGCCCCCUGCACGCACCCCCCCUCUGACGCAGGCUCCUGCCUCGAGAUUCUUCGGGGAGAAAGUCCGGCUCUGGGGGAGGUCGGGGGCGACUCCCCCUCGCCCAUGUCUCCUCGGACUAGCAAGAGCCGCAUGUCCAUGAAGCUGAGGCGCUCGUCGGGAUCGGCCAACAAGACCUGAGCAAGAGGAGUCGACCCCC